ACACGCUGGCAGGGCUGCAUUUCGCUCGCAGCUUCACUUUGUCCGCUGUGCCUCGCUCGUCCUUCCACAUUUUGGACUCUAAGAGACGCUGUUGGCCUGUAUAUCAUUUGGCGUGUGUUGUCGUCAUGCAGUCCUCCCUGCAAGUGACGAGGCACUCGAGAGCAGAUUUUCUCUCUUUUGUUGGCGGCGAGGUGAAAGAACGACGGUCUGCGCUUCACAUUUAUUUGCAUGUCAGCUUCGACGUGGUGAGCAGGAAACGGAUUACUGACCGAAACAUAUCAUCGCUGUCUUUUGAUUUUCGUCCUCAUGGAUAUUCGCGGGCCUCGCCUUUUCUGGUGCGCGACAUGGAGGUUGUUUUUUGGAUGGCGACGGCAAAUAGGAACGCUCGUGUUUCUGCUUCGGCUGGUCACCACGGUAGGUGGUCAGAUUCGUUAUUCUAUUCCCGAGGAGAUGAAGAAAGGCUCCGUGAUCGGAAAUGUGGCGCGAGAUCUCGGGUGGGACAUGAAGAGACUCGUUUCAGGGCGCGCCCGCAUCGUGACGGGAGGAAACAUCCAGUACGCGGAGCUGAAGACAGACAAAGGGCUUCUGGUCGUCAACGACAGAAUUGACCGAGAGCAUCUUUGUGGAGAUGUGACGCCGUGCAGCUUCAGCUUCGAGAUCAUUUUAGAAAACCCCAUCGAGCUGCACAGGAUCGUUGUUGAGGUUUUGGACAUCAACGAUCAUGCCCCCGUUUUUGAAAAUAAGGAUGAAGCGCUCAUGUUUGACAUUAGUGAAGGUGCUGCAGUUGGAGUGCGCUUUCCCCUGCCGAGUGCUGAGGAUCAAGAUGUGGGGCAAAAUGCGUUGCAAAAUUACAUUUUGCCAGCAAACGACAAUUUUAUUCUGAAUCAGCAUGCAAAUCCAGAUGGCAGAAAAUAUGUGGAAAUGGUGCUCCAGAAGCCUUUAGACCGAGAGAGACGUCCCCGCUUGUCUUUCAAAUUAAUUGCGGUUGAUGGAGGAACGCCACAGAGAUCCGGUACCGUGAAUAUAGAAAUAAAUGUCUUAGAUGCAAAUGACAACGAGCCCAUAUUUAACCAGUCAGCAUAUAAGGCGACUGUUUUGGAAAACACAAUGAAAGGAAGAAGUAUAAUUCGAGUAAAUGCGACAGACGCUGACAGUGGUUCCAAUGGACUCAUCACUUACAGUUUGUCGCGAAUGAAAGGAAGCGCAGCAGAUAUAUUUCAAAUUGAUGGAGACACUGGCACAAUUUACGUGUCUGGUCAAAUCGACUAUGAGAAGAACAAAAAGUAUGAAGUGAGAGUGGAAGCAAAAGAUCAAGGUGGGCUGAUUGGGACCAGUAAAGUAAUCAUUGACGUUAUUGACGUCAAUGACAAUGCUCCAGUAAUUAACAUCAUGUCAUUUUCAAGUCCUCUGUCCGAGGAUUCACCGCCGGGUACAACAGUUGCAGUUCUGAACAUAAAAGAUGUCGACUCUGACAGAAACGGAGAAAUAAAAUGUUCCGUGGAUGGAAAACUUCCCUUUAAACUGGAGACGUCGCUGACAAACUAUUACAAUUUAAUUUCCGAUCACUAUUUUGAUCGAGAAUCCGUCUCGGAAUAUAACAUCACAAUUCGAGCCACUGACCUCGGAACGCCUCCUCUUUCCAGCUCAACAAAGUUACAUCUUCGAAUCUCCGACGUGAAUGACAACGCGCCUGUAUUUGAUCAAAACAUUUAUUCCGCUUACGUCGCGGAGAAUAAUUCUCCCGGCGUUUCCAUCUUGGCUGUCACUGCUCGAGAUGCUGAUUGGAAUCAAAACGCGAGAAUAUCUUAUCUUUUAGAGGACACUCAGAUGAGUGGCAGUCCAGUUUCCACCUUUGUUUCUUUGAAUUCUCAAAGCGGCGUCGUCAGCGCCGUGCGCUCCUUCGACUACGAGCGGAUGAAGCGGCUGGACUUUGCGGUGCGAGCGCAGGACGGAGGCUCCCCUCCUCUCUGCGGCAACGUGAGCGUGGGCAUCCUGAUCCGGGACCAGAACGACAACGCCCCUCAGGUCCUGUACCCGGUCCCGCCGCACGCCGAAACGGUGCCUCGUUCGGCAGACGCGGGCUAUCUGGUGACUAAAGUGGUGGCCGUGGACGUGGACUCCGGACAGAACGCCUGGCUCUCCUAUAAAGUGCAGCACAAAUUUGCCACAGACAGGGGGGCGCUGUUUGAAGUGGGCCUCCACAAUGGAGAAAUGCGAACUGUCCGCCGAGUGACCGAUAAAGACGCCGUCAAACAAAGACUGACCGUCGUCGUGGAGGACAACGGGCGGCCCUCUCGUUCGGCCACGGUGGCGGUGAACGUGGCGCUGGCGGACGGCUUCCCCGAAGUGCCGAGGUCGGAGUUCGCCGACGACUUUAGCGAGGACGACGACGACCGGCUGACUUUUUACUUGGUCUCGGCUCUGGUUGCGGUCUCCUUCCUCUUCGUCGCCUCUUUGCUGCUUAUCGUAUCGCUCAAGGUGUACAGGUGGAGACGGUCUCGCGUCUUGUACCGCUCCGACCUCCCCGUCAUUCCGUACUAUCCGCCGCGCUACUGCGACACGUUGGGGACGGCGGGGACGCUCCCGCACGUCUACAGUUACGAGGCGUGCGCCGCCGCCAAAGGUCACGUGAUGAACACGCAACCCGUGAGUCAAAGUUUAGUGAGCGUGGACGGAGCGGACGCCGACGUGCCGCGCGGCGGCGAGCAGACGUCGGGGAACUGCUCUCGGAUGUCGACUCUGGUGAGUCAGAUGUUUCUCUGUUUCAUGACUUUUACUGCUUGUCGAGGUUGUAUGACUUGUUUUGCUUUGUUGCUGAAAGGUUGAUGUUUUGAAGUUAAUGCAAAUCUUGUAACUGAGCAAAAUUGUGAAGAUAUUUGUUGAUGCUCGGUUGACUUUGUAGUUUGUCAAUUUGCUUACUUACAAGCAAGAUUUGACAUUCGCUUUUUUGCUCACCGACCACUGUGGCUAUACACUGUAAAAACCAAGUAACCUGACUGCCUUAAAAUUUUGAGUUCAGAGAGCUAAUGAUAUUUCUAGUUCAAUACACUUCCAUGUAAGUUGAUGGCACUUUCAAGAAUAAGUUAAAUUGAUUAAUAUGAAGGUGAUAAACGGUUAGCUCAACCUGAUAUUCUAAGUUCGACGAACAAGGAAUUUUAAGUUGUAUGAAGUAAAUGCCGAGUUGAGGUGACAUUGCAUGACAAGUCCAACCAACAAACACGUAUUUCUGCAUUUGUUUCUCAAACAUGGAACCGGGUUUUUCCAACUCAGCCUAUGAGUCGAAUCGACAUCAAAUUUUCUGGCAGCCAGGUUAGCCCUUUUUUCAUAGCUCAAGUGACAAGCUGCUUCGUUUUGCUGUCAACUCACUUCAUCAAUGACGGCAAGCGUGCACGUGUUGACUAUUUCCAACUCGGUUAAAGGUCUCUUAUAUCUGCAUCAUCAGGGUACCGACCGGUUUGGUACUUGUUGCGUUCGGCAGACAAAAUAAAUACUUCUCAGUCCAUUCCGUCUGGAACUGCCGGUUUUCAACAUCCACUUUGUGUUUUUUUUGGCUUUC
This is a messenger RNA of Phycodurus eques (leafy seadragon), 3556 nucleotides long. Its product is annotated as protocadherin beta-16-like. The transcript has a single exon. The coding region runs from base 307 to 2826 and encodes 839 amino acids. The record is from RefSeq and is a predicted model, not a curated record. Gene Ontology annotation, cellular component: plasma membrane. Lineage: Eukaryota; Metazoa; Chordata; Actinopteri; Syngnathiformes; Syngnathidae. Gene Ontology annotation, biological process: homophilic cell-cell adhesion. Gene Ontology annotation, molecular function: calcium ion binding.